Messenger RNA from Argentina anserina (silverweed cinquefoil), 3913 nucleotides. RefSeq names its product protein MEI2-like 1. Gene Ontology annotation, biological process: positive regulation of meiotic nuclear division. The transcript is spliced from 15 exons. Bases 521 to 3379 code for a protein of 952 amino acids. Gene Ontology annotation, molecular function: RNA binding. The record is from RefSeq and is a predicted model, not a curated record. Lineage: Eukaryota; Viridiplantae; Streptophyta; Magnoliopsida; Rosales; Rosaceae.
UUCAUCUUUACCUUUUUUUUUCUAUUUCAAAACCACCAACUAACCCCCCCCCCGUCUCUCUCUGUUUUGGAUUAAACAAAUCAGAAAACCAGCUCCCUAUUUAUUCUCUCCCUCCGCUACUCGGCCACCGCCGGCAGCCAGCCAGCUCGCCCUAUCGUGUUCGCGCCUGAAUCGGCAUGUGCUCCGGUACCGAGCUCCGAUUUGCUCAAUUUUGAGUGCGGGGAGCAGCGGCCAGCUUAAUUUUGGUGUGGAGUGAGUGAGAGAGGUGCAAUGCUGCCGGAGAUGGACUGCUGAGAUGAGAUCCGUUGUUGUAUCAUAGCGUUCCCUUUAUUCUUUCCGAUUUUCGUUGUUUCUGAGCUGAAUUUUGCUUAUGGAGACCAAUUGUGCUGUUGCGGCUUCUCCUGGACUAGGCAAGGAAGCAUGUGGUGUAGAUGGAAUCAGCCAGUGAGAAACUUGGAGCUUUUAAUUCUGUUCGUGUGUAUUUUCCGGGCAAUAAUAUCUGGUUUCGUAGUGCUGCACGAUGCCAUUUGAAAUGAUGGAUCAAAGGGGUGUAUCUGUCUCUUCCCACCUCUAUGAAGAAGUUCCUUUUCCUUCCGAGAGACAAGUUGGAUUUCAGAAGCUGAAAAACAUGCCUGAUCACCAAGUGGGAGUGGAUAGAACUGUGCCAGCAGCUGGCGGCAUGUUUGAUCCUUCGUUACCCUCAAAAAGAUUUUUUCCAGUCGGUGCACAAUCAGUGGAUUACUUUGAUAUGCCACAAUCGACUCUGGCUGGGGAGCACACAGAAAGGCUAAGCAUUACUGGAGGAGUUGCCGAAGCCUCUAAGACCUCAUGGAGACCUAUGAAUCAUCAUCCAAAGUUGUGGUCAGACUUUCCCACAAGGCCAACAUCCCAUAGCUUGGUAGGAAGCAAAACUGUUAUUAAUGGUGCUCAGCAUGAAAGCAGUCUGUUCUCAAGCUCAUUGUCGGACAUUUUUACUAGAAAGUUGAGACUUCUAAAGAACGAUUUUGUAUCUCAUCAAUCUACAAAUAACGUUGCUUCCCAACAUGAGGAAGAACCCUUUGAAUCUCUUGAAGAAAUGGAAGCAAAAACCAUUGGAAAUCUCCUUCCUGAUGAAAAUGAUUUGUUUACUGGCAUGAUAGAUGGUCUGGGUAAUACUGUGUAUGCUAAAAAUGGGGACGAAUUUGAAGAUUUUGAUCUUUUUAGCAGCGGUGGUGGCAUGGAAUUAGAAGGAGAUGAUCAAGGUGGUUGUAAUGGUUCACUUGUGGGUGAACACCCCUAUGGCGAGCACCCUUCUAGAACACUUUUUGUUCGAAAUUUCAAUAGCAACGUUGAAGAUUUGGAAUUGAAGGAUCUGUUUGAGCAAUAUGGCGAUAUCCGAACUCUUUACACCGCCUGCAAGCAUCGUGGGUUUGUUAUGAUUUCUUAUUAUGAUAUAAGGGCCGCCCAAAAAGCAAUAAGAUCGCUGCAGAGUAAGCCACUGAGGCGUAGGAAGCUUGACAUACAUUAUUCAAUACCCAAGGACAACCUUUCUGAUAAAGAUGUUAACCAAGGAACACUUGAGGUAUACAAUGUUGAUUCUUCUGUUUCUAAUGAUGAACUGAGUAAACUUUUCGGAUCAUAUGGGGAAAUUAAAGAGAUCAGUGAUGCUCCAAACAAGCGUCAUAACAAGUUGAUAGAAUUUUAUGAUGUUAGAGCGGCAGAAGCUGCUGUUCAUGCAUUGAAUACGAGUGAGAUUGGUGGCAGGCAGAUCAAGCUUGAACCCAGCCAUCCAGGGGGCGUCAUAAGGGGUUUCGGUCAAGGUUCCGAGCAGGAGCAAGAUGAAUUUUUCAAUAUUUCCCAUAGUCCAUCAGACAACUUAUCAGCAGGAUGCAACGCAACCCUCCAUCCUGGAAUGGCUAAUGAAUCUAACCUGGGAUUGCAUUCUUCAAUUCGAUCACCUUCCAAUGCAUUUAUUGGAAAUGCAUUAACUCAUCUGAGUUCAAGUGUUCCCCGAACCUUGCCCUCUCCAAUGAGAGUGGGAUCUACGGACAAUAACUUUUGCCAUCCUGAUUCCAACCAUUCUCUGAAUGAUAUUAAGUUUGGUAACCAGUGCAUACCUAAUUUUCAUCCACAUUCCCUUCCUGAGUAUCAUGACAGUUUAGCACAUGGUGUCACAUCCAACAAUAAUGGAGCGACUGGUAAUGUGGGCCUUAGAUUGACUGAAGGAACAGACAGGAGGCACACUCGUGAAAUGAAUGCAAAUGGGCACCUGUUGGAACUGAACGGAGGAGCUUUUGGAUCAUCUGGAAAUGGUGGUUCUGGGGUUCGCGGACAUCAUUAUGUUUUGAAUAACUCCAACUCUUAUCAGCAGCAUCCUUCAACUCCCAUGAUGUGGCAGAAUUCACCAUCAUUUAUUAAUGGUCCUCAUGCUCAUCGCUUUCAACAAAUGCCUGGCUUCCCUAGAACACCUCCCCAUAUGCUGAAUGGGACAUCGCCUGUCCACCACCAUGUUGGAUCAGCCCCUGCAGUUAAUCCUUCCCUUUGGGAAAGACAUGCAUUUUCAGGACAGUCUCCUGACACUUCUAGUCUUCACCUGGGUUCUCCUAGCUUUGCCUGUUUUCCUAGUAGUCCCCAGUUGCAUCCAAUGGAAGUUCCUUCAAGCAACAUCUUUUCUCUUGUUAGUGGAAAUUGCUCAGACAUGAAUACAAGUACCUGGCAACGCUCUUCACAGGAGCUCUGCCACAUGUUUCCUGGGAGGAAUUCAAUGAUGUCUAUGCCUACCUCUUUUGGUUCACCAAAUGAACGUGUCAGAAAUCUAUCUCACCGUAGAAGUGAAGCAAACUCUCAUAAUGCUGAUAGGAAACAGUAUGAACUUAAUAUUGAGCGCAUAUUGCGUGGCGAUGACAACCGAACCACACUGAUGAUUAAGAACAUUCCCAACAAGUACACUUCAAAGAUGCUUCUUGCAGUGAUUGAUGAGAACUGCCGAGGAAUAUAUGACUUUAUUUAUUUGCCAAUUGACUUCAAGAACAAAUGCAAUGUGGGAUAUGCAUUCAUCAACAUGGUUGAUCCUCAACAGAUUGUUCCAUUCUUUAAGGCAUUCAAUGGCAAAAAGUGGGAGAAGUUCAACAGUGAAAAGGUUGCAACACUUGCAUAUGCUCGUAUUCAGGGAAAAGCUGCUCUUAUUGCUCAUUUCCAGAAUUCAAGCUUAAUGAAUGAGGACAAACGCUGUCGCCCUAUACUCUUCCAUACAGAUGGACCAAAUGCAGGAGACCCGGAACCCUUUCCAAUGGGCACCCACAUUCGAUCUAGACCAGGAAGGUCUCGGACCAGUGGCUAUGAGGAAAGCCAUAACCUAUGGAGCCCUUCUUCAUCUGCAAAUGGAGAGGAAAGUUCCUAGGGAAUGACUCAACCAAGAGAACUAACCAUUGAACCUUAUGUCGGAGUACUACAGCUAGAACCAUUCCAAUUCUCUAUAUCAGGGGUGGUCUAUUGACUUCAUUUUUGGCUAAAGGAGUUGCUUUCGUCGUCUAGGUUUUGGAUUACCUAGACCAAGGGGAGCUGCCUCCUCACUUCUCCCAAUUUUCCGAUUCUCUGAUUUCGUUUCAAAGCCAACUACAAGUAUAGAGGAUGGCUUAAUUUAGACGUAAAUUUUUGGAGACUUCGUUUGAACCCAUGUCUUGAUGUAUAGGCAUUCUCAAGACUGCUCAUCACUUGUCCUUUUUGUUCUCUCUUUCUGAAAGUGGGCUCUUUUUCUGCUUGACAACGGUUAGAGAACCACAUCAGUUUUGAGUACUGUUGAAAAUUUUGAAAUGCUAAUGUCCUUGAAACUCUGGUUGUAUUAUCUUUUGUCGGAGAUCCUUUUUGAACCUAAUUGCGUGUGCGUUGGGGUGUAUUUUUCUCUCUUUUUGUGCUAAGUUUCACUCAGUUGCAA